GAAGUUGCUUUCAAUGUAGAGCCAUCGUGUGAAGACCUAUUUAGAAAACAUCACGGAGAUGAUGACAAAGUUGAAAAGCCAUCUGAAGAACUACACAGUGAACAUUAUCAACAUAUGCCAGAUAAAGCAGAGGGUGUCUGUGAAGAAUUUGUAACACAGGUUACAGCCAACGAUCUUGAAGUAACUGAUGAUUGGUUUGAUGCAGAAGAAACAUUCACUUCCUCUGGUGGCCUUGACUGCAUGGAAGGGAAGAUAAAUAGUCACUUUGAAGCUGUGACAGCAACAGAUGACCAAAGAAGCAAUGAAUAUGUUCAUGAUGAUAGAUCUGUGGAAAGGGAGACAGCUCAAACAAGUUACAUUUAUGUGGAUGGAUUGCCUAGAAUAAUAACAGAGGUAGAAUUAAGAAUGCUUUUUCAGAAGUAUCAGGUGUCAGGAAUUUGGCUUUGCAAUUUGCACAGUGAUUACAGGUGUGGAGUACUAAGAGUUGCCUCUCCCAACUUUGCCAAGAUAGCAGUGGAUGAAAUGAAUGGAAGAGAAUAUCAUGGAAAGUCCAUUAAAGUCCACAUGGCAAAAAUCUCAGGAGAUCGCAUGUUAUUUGUGCUUAAAAAUCAUACACAACUACCAUUGAAGGGGCAGCAUUUGAUACAGGAUCAUGUUACCAAGGACACCAAAUUCAAAGUGGACAGUCAAGAGGAGUUUUAUUCUGCAUCUACAAAGAUUCUUAAUGCAGGUUCUCAAAAGAUGAGCGGAAGGAAAUAUAAACAGAUGCAGUGUUUGCAGAACACCACAACAGCAACAGGAACAUUUAUCCCCCCAAAUUCUGCCAAUUUAAGUAGUUUCAACAAACUAAUGAAGACUCUCUUGGAAUUGUACCCUGAAGCAAACAGGAAUGAAAUCAUUCAAGCAUUGAAGGAAGUAAAGGCAAAUAAUAAAGGUUUGCUGAGUGGCUUGGCUCUAACCACAAUUGUUGAACUGGCAUCUGCUAUCUUGAAAAAAAAGUCAUCUCCAAAUAGCAAAGAAUAAAUGCAUUUGUGAAGAAAGAUAAAUCACACUAAGAAAUAAUUCCAGGCUUCCAUUAAACGUGUGAUAAUCGUUGCCUUGCCUUUCAUUUUUCAUCAAAUUAGUUUUAAUCUUGGAUGGAAUUACCAGAAUUGAAGAGGAUUCUACAUUUAUGACACAAGGCUCUUUAAUGUUGAUCUGCUAAUUGUGUUAAUUAUAGAACGUUACUCUUUUUGAAUUAUUUUCAUUUUGUGAGAAAGUUAAAUAAAUUGAUG
Messenger RNA from Amblyraja radiata (thorny skate), 1274 nucleotides. RefSeq names its product RNA binding motif protein 44 (gene rbm44). The transcript has 9 exons. Gene Ontology annotation, molecular function: RNA binding. Lineage: Eukaryota; Metazoa; Chordata; Chondrichthyes; Rajiformes; Rajidae. The record is from RefSeq and is a predicted model, not a curated record. The coding region runs from base 115 to 1023 and encodes 302 amino acids.